Durusdinium trenchii is the source of this 861-nucleotide messenger RNA. NCBI's taxonomy places the organism in Eukaryota, Dinophyceae, Suessiales, Symbiodiniaceae. The record is from the annotation of a GenBank genome assembly.
AUGCAAACUUAUGCACGCGAUGCUGAAGUGCAAGAAAGUGCAAGCAAGGCUUUGGGAAGCUUGUGCAAGGGCUGCAAGGCGCGGAGGGACGAAGCUUUGAGCCUUGGAGGUCUCACUUUGGUGAUUCAAGCCCUGAAGGGCCACUCUGAACAGGCCAUUUUGCAAGCGCAUGGCUGUUUUGCGUUGAGCAUGAUGUGCUGGCAGUGUCACAACAGCAAAGCAGAGGCUUUUUCUUUGGGAGGCAUUGAGCUUCUUAUCAAGGCCAUGCAAGACCACCAUGGCAAUUCUUCUGUGCAAUUCUAUGCAAGCAGUGCCUUAGCAAGCAUGUGCCAUGGUGCGGAGGAGUGUAGAAGGAGAGCCCUUGCCUUGGGAGCCCUUGAACUUCUCCUGCAAAUCCUGCAACAUGUCACAGAUCCAGGAGUUUUGACCAGAUGCAGCGAGGCUGUUGGAUCCAUUUGCUUCGGUUUCAGUACAGCUGCUUUGGAGCGCCAAGCACAUGCCAUCGGCCUUGGCGCCUUUGAUCUCAUCGUCAAGGCUUUGCCCCGUGCUCCCUGCAGUUCAGACUACAUUUGCUUCUGGGCCUUAGGAUGUCUUUGUUCCGGAAGUGAUGAGGCUGCCGUGGCCUGCCGCCGCCGUGCUGUGGACUUGGGUGUCUUGGAGCAAGUGCAGCUGAUGCUGGAGCAUGAAAUAGAUUUGCAGGAAGAAGGCAGAGCUGUGCUCGAUCUCUUCUUGACGACGCCCACAGGCGAACAGGCAGCAAAGACAGCUUCACACCAGCUGGUCACCGCCAGCUGUGAAGGACCAGUUUGUGUAGAGGAGGCAAGUGCUUCAAGCAGCGGACAUCAACUGGGAGACCAAUGA